AUGGGAGGGGCGAAGAAGACAGCUGCUCAGGAAGAAGGUCGAGAUAGGGGUGGGAGGAUGGCUGGUGUCCAGAAAAAAAGCACCGCGGAGGACGAGUUGAGGCCUCUGACCAGCGAGGAAAGGGACAGCUGGAACGGCUUCUGUGAGAUUGAAAACGAACCAGCAUUAUUCAAUGCGAUACUACAGGACAUCGGCGUCAAGGGAGUCAAGGUGCAGGAAGUGGUGUCGCUGGACGAGGAGAUGCUGGCCUUCUUGCCGAAACCCAUUUACGGUCUCAUAUUUCUCUUUCGCUGGAGAGAAGACGAUCCUCACAAACAAGAACAGACUUGCCCGGAGUCACUAUGGUUUGCCAAUCAGACCGUGGAAAAUGCAUGUGCCACCGUGGCGUUGCUCAAUAUAAUCUACAACAUCGAAGACAUCGAGAUAGGAGAGGAGCUGAAGUCGUUUCGGGAGUUUACCAAAGACCUCAGUCCCGCCAUGCGAGGCUAUGCGAUUGGCAACUUUGAAUUUGUCAAAAAGGUGCACAACUCGUUUGCCAGGAAAAUGGACAUUCUCAACACAGACAUGCUGCUCAAGAACCAGCAGAAGUGGAAGGCCCGAGGAAACCAGGAGCUAGACGAGUCCGAGGCCGGGUUUCAUUUCAUCGCAUUUGUCAAGGCCAAGGAGAGGGUAUGGAAAUUUGACGGUCUCGAACGGCAACCCCAGAGUCUUGGAAAAUGCAUGGAGGAAGACUAG
Molecule: messenger RNA, 735 nt
Organism: Trichophyton rubrum CBS 118892
Lineage: Eukaryota; Fungi; Ascomycota; Eurotiomycetes; Onygenales; Arthrodermataceae
Exons: 6
Coding region: 1-735 (244 amino acids)
Biological process (GO): protein deubiquitination; ubiquitin-dependent protein catabolic process
Cellular component (GO): cytoplasm
Molecular function (GO): cysteine-type deubiquitinase activity
Source: RefSeq, a predicted model, not a curated record